This is a messenger RNA of Thamnophis elegans (Western terrestrial garter snake), 2109 nucleotides long. It is a transcript of the gene EIF5A, whose product is annotated as eukaryotic translation initiation factor 5A. The record is from RefSeq and is a predicted model, not a curated record. Lineage: Eukaryota; Metazoa; Chordata; Lepidosauria; Squamata; Natricidae. Gene Ontology annotation, molecular function: ribosome binding; translation elongation factor activity; RNA binding. The transcript is spliced from 6 exons. Gene Ontology annotation, biological process: positive regulation of translational elongation; positive regulation of translational termination. The coding region runs from base 139 to 603 and encodes 154 amino acids.
CGUGCGCGGGGUGGAGGGGGCAGCGCGAGAGGUGGCGACGAGUGCGCGUGCGCACUGCGGGCUGGGUUGCAGCAGGCAGCGGCGGCGGCGGCGGCGGUUGAGCUCGCGGGCGGCGGUUUCCACAACAUCUGUUCCACCAUGGCCGAUGACCUGGACUUCGAGACCGGCGAUGCGGGCGCCUCCGCCACCUUCCCCAUGCAGUGCUCCGCCCUCCGGAAGAACGGCUUCGUAGUGCUCAAGGGCCGUCCCUGCAAGAUUGUGGAGAUGUCCACUUCCAAGACGGGCAAGCACGGCCACGCCAAAGUGCAUCUCGUCGGCAUAGACAUCUUCACUGGGAAAAAAUAUGAAGAUAUCUGCCCCUCCACUCACAACAUGGACGUGCCCAACAUCAAGAGAAAUGACUUCCAGCUUAUUGGCAUCCAAGAUGGCUACCUUUCUCUGCUCCAGGACAGCGGGGAUGUCCGGGAGGACUUGCGUCUCCCUGAGGGAGACCUGGGCAAGGAGAUCGAACAGAAAUACGACAGUGGAGAAGAAAUACUGAUCACCGUUCUGUCUGCAAUGACCGAGGAAGCUGCUGUCGCCAUCAAAGCCAUGGCUAAAUAAAUGAACCACAGGCAACAGCCGCAGCCACAAGAAAAGCUGUCAUGAAGCAGAGGGGAAUCGCAACCGGCAGACUCUCAAGAUUGGGCUCCAAACCACCCCCCCAAAAAAAUCUUGGUUUCUCUACCCCCCCCCCUUUUCUUUUCUUCCUCCUUUUCUUCUUCUUCUCUUUCCCUUCCUUUGAAACAAAACAGCCCUCCCCCCUCUCGGAUCCUCCCUUUGGAAUUAAAGCGAAAGAAAAACCAAGCUUUUUAAAUUUUAUUUUGUGGUCUUUUUUUUUUAAAGAAAGAGCAAAAAAAAUGGCACCAUCCGAAGCAAGAAAAUAAAAAUAAACCUCUCCCCCAUUCCAAGAGCCUGGAUGCUGAUGUAAUCAUCAUCAUCAUCAUAAUUAUUAUUUUUGACUCCCCCUUUUUUUGGACUCCCUCCCUCUGGCCUGCUUUCUCUCUCCCCCCCCCCCCUUCCUCCUCCUCCUCUUCGGGCGCUGGUCACACUACAACUUAUUUCUUUUUUUUCCUCCUGGCAAAGAGAAGUUGAGAAAAAUUUGCACUUAAAAAGGAAAAAAAAGGGGGGGAAUAUUUAAAAUUGCUAGAAGGAAGGAAGAGGGGAGGGGGGAGAAGAAAACCACCCUGCGAGAGACGGACUCUUCGGUUCUCUCCCUUUUUCUCUCCCUCUCUCCCUCGGCGUUUUCAUCCUCCUCUUGCGGAGAAUUUGGGGAGGGGGUGCGAGAAGCUGCCCCCUUUCUUCCUCCCCCCCUGAAGCCCCCCCCAGCCUAGGAAGACACCCGGCGGCGCCCUACCUCCCCCCAUCCUGUCCCGUUUCUAUUGAGGGUGGGUUGGGGGCUGUUUGGUUUUUAUUUCGGUGUCCCCCCCCCCCCAAAUCUGCUGGGUGGUCGCAGAGGUUCGGGUCACUUCAUGCUGGGAGGUUAUCUACGAAUAUUUUUUGGGGGGGGGUGUCCCCCGCUCUGGUUGCUGAGCUUGGCUUAAACCCUACUCUUCCUCCUCCUCCUCCUCGCUGGAGCCCCCUUUUGUCUGCAACCUUGGGGCAGGAAGACCCCCCCUGGGCCGGGAAUGACGGGGACCUGCCCCCUGCGGAGUAUAGGGGCGGGGUUAUACUCUGGUCCCUGUCAAUCAUGUUUGAUUUCCUUUCCUCGCCCCCCCUCUCCCUCCCGUGCUUGUAACUGCCUCCGAGCCCCUCCCUCGUUUGUGGGAGUUAGCAUCACCCCCCCCCCAAACCCUACUCUACAAGCCCCCUCGUGCUGGGUAACUCGCCAUCCCAAGAGGCUGUUUUUCAGGUGAGGGGAUAUUAUUAUUUUUUGUGGGGGGGGGCGAGGAGGGGGGUUUAAACCAACUAGCACUCUCCUGUGCCCCCCCCCCAAGACUGUCUCCUUGGUUCAUAUUUACUCUCCUCUGCUGUUCACAGGUCGAGCUGUGCCCCCCCCCCUCCCUCUCGCCCUGUUAAUCCAACCCAUUUGUUAAUCAACCUCAAUAAAACACAAGUUUAAUAUGAAAA